This is a messenger RNA of Anopheles moucheti, 7532 nucleotides long. It is a transcript of the gene Ptp99A, whose product is annotated as tyrosine-protein phosphatase 99A. The record is from RefSeq and is a predicted model, not a curated record. The transcript has 9 exons. NCBI's taxonomy places the organism in Eukaryota, Metazoa, Arthropoda, Insecta, Diptera, Culicidae. Gene Ontology annotation, biological process: protein dephosphorylation. The coding region runs from base 977 to 4465 and encodes 1162 amino acids. Gene Ontology annotation, molecular function: protein binding; protein tyrosine phosphatase activity.
CCGUAGGCAGGGUAGUGUUUAAAUAUGCUAAAAAUUAAGGUGAAAAUGCGUGCACUAAAUUCGUCGCUCGGUGGCAAAUAAAACGAGAAAGUCUUGCGCUCGUUUCGCUACACUUUGCUACAGUACGGUGCAGACCAGGUGUGCUGGGCUUUGUUCGCACCCUUUUUCGUGCUGGGUGAAACAGAACCGCGAAGAAUAAGAGCAAAAAGAGGCGCACGCAUUGAAAUCGAUCGAAACACCAGUGCGCCCUUCGUACGCUGGAGCAAACACACACAACAACAACAAAAAAACCCGCCCUGACCCGUGAAAAGUUUGCACCUAGGCCCUUGAUGCGCCCGAAAGUGAACCGCUUCUUCCCGUUCCACCCCGUCACUUGGCUUCACGCAACCCGCGGCCCGUGUGUGUAACGCCUCAAUUGAUGGCAAUUGAAAGCUGUGAACGAAACAUCCGCCGAGAAUUAGUGGGGCGGCCACUUAACUGACCUUUCCCCGUGCAAUUGACUUUUUUCCUCCUUCCUUUUUUUUGCUUGCACUAAACUGAUUACACGUACGCGGCCGACCUGAUCAAGUGGAGAGUGUGCCGUGGGUAGUGUAACUAGUGACACAUAUGGUUCCAGCGUGUGUAUAAUGAAACGAAAAUCGAAACUGUCCCGUGCAAUGUCUAUGGCACAGUGUGCCUCCGUCAUGGAAGCGGUGCUGUAUUGGGUGUAGGAACAAAGAACCUUCCACAAGAGAGCAACGAGAUAAAUCGGCAACGCGAGGCUUGUGUUUCCAUCCCUCCCCCAGCACGGUUUGCGGCAAGUGACCGGCGCGACGUGGUUUGGGUGCUGGUGGUGGUAGAGUGAAAAUAAAGUGAAGAGUGCAAAAUCACACCCGAAUACCGGCCUACGCAUAGGCGCUUACGCCCUACAACCCGAGCCGUCCGUCCCUGUACGGGCCUAUCAGUAGUGAACGAGAAGAAAAAAACGGCAUUUAAAAUGAAAACUAUUCACACCAUGUUCCGGGUGUUACGGGUCGUAUUGAUAAUGGGUGCUACUGGCCCCAGCACAGUAUGGGCACUUCCUGCGGAAUCGUCAUCGGUUCCGACACGCUCGAACAAUUUACCACUGGAUCUAAUUUCGACAACGACACCGUUAGCUUCAGAAAAUUCCGAGAGUACUCUAUCGCUGGCCGCAAACGAGCACGAACCUGCAACAUUCAAUCUUCACCCGUAUGAUGCCGGCGAUGGCAGCACUGGUGAGGAGGAUUUGGAAGAGCAAGACUUUGAGGAACCCCGGGUACUUCCGCUGAAAUCUUCCGCCACACCGGCAGUGGUCCGCGUUGUACCGAUAGAGCAAUCGGCAAGCAACGAUGAACCGCAAACAUCCACACACGAUCCUACCUUUUCCGCGGAUGAUGAUAUUGAACCAAGCCCACCCCAGAACCUGACCGUACUGGAGGUAACGUCCACCACCAUCAAGCUGACAUGGCGCGAACCGGAAAAAGCGAACGGAGCGAUCCAUGGAUACCGGGUGUACUACAUCCAUCAGAACCAAACCGAUCUCCACAUGCCGAUCCUGAAGCUAAACGAAAUGCAAAACUCCGUCUAUCACUACACGCUUUCGAAUUUAAGUGAGUAUCGUUCUACACCUUCGUUCUUCUAUAUCUGGACACCAAAUUUUACAACUGUUUUUUUUUCUUUUCAUUUUCCCGUUGUUGUUUUUGUAGAACCCUUUGCCGAAUAUCGCAUCCUAGUGACUGCAUUUACGAAAAAACAUGACGGCAAACCGUCCGAGGUGACGCAACGUACCGAUGUCAGCGGUCCGAGCGCACCAAAAGUGGUCAACCUGACGUGCCACUCGCACAACGCACUGUACUACGGUUGGCGCAUUCCGCAAACCUUUUACAACACGAUCGAUCUGUACAUAAUCAGCUAUCGGAACAUUGCGUACCACGAGUUUCGCGAGAUUCGCAUCACGGUGAAUGCUUCCAUCAUGGAAACUUCGCUGAUCAUUCCAAAUCUUACGAGCAAUGCGGAGUACGAGGUGAAAGUGCGUGCAGCAUCGGCAAGCGUUAUCAAUCCCAAACAAAUCAUUCUCGGAUCGUAUUCCGAACCACGCAAGAUAUCUCUCCAGCCGAACUGUGAAAAGGCUCCGCUAAAGUCGCAGAGACAGGCAUACGAUGAUUACAACUUGGCCGUACUGGCCGGCAUUGUGUUUAGUUUUUCUGCACUGCUGCUGAUCGUGUUGGGGCUCAUUCUGUGGAAGAAGUGUUUCCAUGCCGCCUACUACUAUCUCGACGAUCCUCAACCCUGUCAGGGCGCACAGGCUGGUCUCAUAGACUGGGAAGGACCGAGUGAGGUGGGAGGUGAGGUACGCUGCCCAGUUCCAGUGGCAGACUUUGCUAAACAUGUUGCCCAGCUGCAUGCGGACGGUGAUAUCGGCUUCAGCAAGGAGUACGAAGCGAUUCAGGGUGAGGCGCUGAACGAUGAGUACCCAUCGGAGAACUCGCAGCAUCCGGAAAACAAGGGCAAGAAUCGAUACUUGAAUGUGAUUGCCUACGAUCACAGCCGAGUGCAUCUGCGACAAGUGCCGGGUCAGAAGAAACAUCUUGACUACAUUAAUGCGAAUUUCAUCGAUGGUUACCAGAAGCCGCGCGCAUUCAUCGGCACUCAGGGUCCGCUGCCAGGCACAUUCGAUUGCUUUUGGCGUAUGGUGUGGGAGCAGCGCGUCGCUGUAAUCGUAAUGAUAACGAACCUCGUUGAACGAGGCCGCCGGAAAUGUGAUAUGUACUGGCCGAAGGAUGGUACCGAAACGUACGGCAUUAUACAGGUGCGGUUGGUGAAGGAAGACGUGAUGGCUACGUACACCGUGAGAACGCUCCACAUCAAGCAUCUGAAGAUGAAGAAGAAAAAACAAUCGCAAAUGGAAAAAACCGUUUACCAGUACCACUAUACGAACUGGCCCGAUCAUGGUACACCCGACCACCCGUUGCCGGUGAUCAACUUUGUGAAAAAGUCCACCACCGCCAACCCGUCCGAUGGUGGUCCGAUUGUGGUGCACUGUUCGGCCGGCGUUGGCCGUACCGGGACGUUUAUCGUGCUGGAUGCAAUGUUGAAACAGAUCGAAACGAAGGGUUCGCUGAACGUGUUCGGUUUUUUGCGAUACAUUCGCGCGCAGCGGAAUUAUCUGGUGCAGACCGAGGAACAGUACAUUUUCAUACACGACGCACUGGUGGAGGCGAUCGCUAGCGGAGAGACUAACAUUAAGAUGGAUGCGAUUGGAGGAUUAGUGAACCAUCUGGAUUACAUCGAUGCACAGUACAAGCUUAUCGUGAGUUAUCAACCAAAGGAAAUCAAUUUGACCUCCUCGUUGAAGCCGGUAAAUGCAAUCAAAAAUCGUAGUUCGUUGGUACCGCUGGAGGGUAGCAGGGUGCAUCUCACACCCAAGCCGGGCGUUGAAGGAAGCGAUUACAUCAACGCAACCUGGCUGCAUGGAUUCCGCCGGCUGCGCGACUUUAUCGUAACCCAGCACCCACUGAUUGAGACUUUUAAAGACUUUUGGCAGAUGGUAUGGGAUCAUAACGCUCAAACUGUGGUGCUCCUGUCGUCGGUAGAUAAUAUGUCUUUCUUGCAAUUUUGGCCUAACGAGUCGGAACCGAUAGAGAGUGAUUACUAUCGCAUUCGGAUGGUGUCGGAAACGUCGGAGGACAAUUACAUCGUGCGGAACUUUGUCAUCCAGUCGAUACAGGAUGAUUACGAACUGAGCGUUAAGAUGCUGGAAAAUUCGGCCUGGCCCGAUAUGAACAAUACUCGUUCGAUAUUCGAUUUUGCCGUGAGCGUCCACGAACGCUGCAGCGAGUACAGGAAUGGUCCGAUCGUGGUUGUUGACAGAUACGGCGGAUUCCAAGCAUGCCAGUUUUGCGCCAUAAGCUCCCUAGCAAUGCAGCUGGAGUAUGAUCAGACCGCCAACAUCUAUACCUACGCCAAACUGUACCACAACAAGCGGCCAGGCAUCUGGACGUCGUACGAUGACAUCCGGCAGAUAUAUCGGAUACUUUCCUACAUGCCGAAAGAUCUCGGUCUGCUCAAGUGCACGGAGCUGCGUACAGAAUUCGACGACGCCGCCAUGAUGACGGCAACACCGGAUCUGUACAGCAAGAUCUGUAGCAAUGGCAGCAUUAACAAUCAGCUAACGGGUGGUACACCGGACGGUGUAGGCAAUGGUACGGCAACGACAACUACAACGACCACAUCGAUUAAUCCACCGCCGCCGGGUAUGACGAUCCCGGGGCUGGUAGCAGGCACCCCAAAUACCGUAUGCCCACCGAUGGUUGCAGUGGGUCCGGGUGGAACGACACCACCACCACCAACCCUCCAGAACGGUGGUACGGUCAUCGUGAAGAUGAACGGCGACGACAACGAUGAGCUGUCGGUGGUGGUGGCUACCGGCAACCAUCAUCUAAACCUGGACCACAAUCAGGCGUAAAUUGUAGAGUAACAACACCCAACACGCAGUUCCAGCCGAUGCUUCCUCAGAGACGGGGGAAAAAAAGUAUUUAUUUGCAUUUAAACAUUUCCUCUCUGUUUGUAUGGGGUUUUUUUUUCGUAACAAGUGAAGUUAGCGCUAUACGUUGUGGUAAUACGUUGACUCCACUUUCCGUCAGUUGAUGGUGCCGUUUUGUCAUAGUUUUACAGGACGUGUAUGACGCUUUUAUACCGUUUAUAAAUACGACCAAUUUAUACCUAAGUUAAGAGCAGUAUUUAGUAUAACCGUAGCUUAAGUGAACACACAGGCGUAUGCUUGUGCUUUCUUUUCGGUACGACAGUGAAAUGCGCCACUGUUGGUGAGAUAUUACCAUAUUUAGUACUCGUUAAUCCUUAAAGGACCCGAACCUCCCGUACAUCUUAUUCCUGAUAACAACUGCGAAACACUAAAUCUAGUCGUCGAAAGUUCGAUAACACACAAACAACCGCGUAAUUGAUGCGCGUUUUCUGCUAAAUGGUUGUUUUCCAUUUGUCUACUAGCCCUAACACCGUACGCACUGCAAAUAAUUUAACAAAACAGCCCAGCACCUUGCUCGUUUUGUCGACAAGAAUGUGCGUAAAAUUAUACCGUACCGCUCAUGUGUUUGUAGCGUAGUUUUUUUUUUCUUCAUCUCCCGUUGUUUGCUUACGUUGAGGGAAAUUUCUAUCGCGAAAUAAUCAUAUUGAUUAUGAUGGCACAGUUUUUUGGCUGUUUUAGUUUGGGAACCGUAAGACGCUUGCAGCGCCGUUGCAAACAAUCGUAGGUACACGCUUGGUUCGGCUUCUUGCUGCCGAGCGUUUCCUUGCGUUCGCAUUGUAACAAUGAUCGAUACGUGUAUGUGAGUGUCUGCAAACGUUCGUGUUAGCUGCUUAAUAAGUGCGUUUUAGAAUAUGUUUUGCAUUGUGUAAAUAGUUCUUAGUUUUUUUUUUAAGCAUAACGACUAAUAAGCAUUAUACCGCCGGAGGAUGAAGUAACACUGGCACCCCGAAGGAUCGACUGACGACGAAACAAUCAAUCCGCUGGUUGUGUUCCAUACAAACCGUAUCGUUAGCCGAUUGUUUAAGAAUUCCAUACGAUGUUGUCGUAAACGGCCAACCGUUCCACCAACCACUUCUCACCACCGGAUGGGAUAAAGUUAUGAAAGCACAAUUGAGGGACAUCCACUACAGCAACCGUAAGCCAUAUAUACCAUUUACCAUUAAAACAAGAGCGACGAAUUAAGAGGUAGUAGAAACAUACUGUAAGCGAAGGAAUCAUAACGGAAGUGGGAAAACGAUGAGAUAUAAAGACUGGUUUUCUAAGCUUCUUGCUGUUGACAUCACAACCGAACAGAAGAACGGACAAAAGACACAGCACAAACAAAAGGAAACGAACAAAAUCACCACCAAACCACCACACACAUUCUCACAAGCGCGAAUCGAACAAAGGCCAGCAUAAACUUUAGUGCAAAUGCAAUGCAACACAGUGAAACAAAGCGAACAAAGAAGCACAGCAUAACAAUUAAAUUAUCAAACCAAUGUAUGCAAAUGAUACGUUGCACUUAGGAACGAAGGAACGAGAAUGAUUGGAAAGGAUAUUUCUUGAAUCUUUGCAGGUUGACAAAUUAAAUUAAAAACAAAACAAAUGUGCCGUGUGCCAAAAUGAACAAACUAUAACAUAUAAACGAUACACUGCAAUAGAGACGCGGUUCGGUUGGGGGUGUGGAUAUUUCAACCUUGUUUGGCACUCCCGGAUGUGCAGCAAAAACGAGCUCCUCCUGUAUUUCUUAGUAGUAUAUUAAAACAUCUUGCAAACAACAAGGUACGAACAACGCCCGGUAAACGCAAGGGAUCCGAGCAAGCAACUUGUUUAAGGCAAAAGAAAGCGCGUGAAUUGUACGAUUAUUAUACAAUGUGAUUAAAGGUAGUUUGUAGUGGAGAAUACCGUAGCAAUACGAAACCAGUCGGCCAGUUGGGCUUCUCGCUGUAGUUUGCGAUCAUGCAGGUGUGUCCUUUUUGUUUGUACUCAAACUCGUCCAUUCUUUUCUAGUAGAUUCACACGUUCUCUGUGCCACGUGCUGCCUGUACGGCUAGUUUCCAUUUGCUAGGAAGCGAGAGAGUACAACAGAAGUAGAAUAGUUUAGAAAAAAAGGAAAAAAAAACUACAUUAGCCCACGAGUAUCCAAUCCAACAUAACUUAGAGUAAAACGAAAACCCCAGCCGGAAAUUCGAUUCUCGUUUCCGAUGAAACAGGAUGCAGGUCCACGGACAGGCAAAUUCUGAUAUUCAUCAAACAGGUUGCAAUUUAUAGUUCCUUGUCCGUCAAAAAAAACAGAAAUCGUUACAUCCGUGUGCGGUCAGAUUCCUUUUCCUAGCGGGUACACACACUAGGUCAACAAAUAAAUCUAAAUAAUGUCAUCAUUACACACACACACAUCAGAUCGAUCGAAUGAUUGAAUAAAUGCAUUCCCUGCGAUCCGUGUUAACCAUUCCAUAAAACAAAAACGCAUGGAAACACAGUAUUAGAAGCGAGAACAAAAUGUUUCCCAUUUCACUACCCCAGUCCGAGUCAGUAUUCCGUAGCAAACCAAUACAUAUUACGUCCUUGGAAUAAAAGGGUCAUACUUUUGCAAACGAUAGUCGAAACGGGAAAGUAAGCAUUAACAAAAACAGUUAGCGAAACGCGUAGUAAUAAUAAACUUCGAAAACGUAACGUAGCUAACGAAUUGCGACAUUCGGAAUCUAGGACAAUUUUUUGCCGAUUGAAUGCGGAAAAAAACACCGACGAUGGACAGCGUCAAACAGCGCGCGUAGAAGAUAAAAGGACACAAGGAGGGUGGUGUAAGUAAUGUUAAAAUUAAAAUGUCUCAUAAUUAAUUAAAAAAAAGGCACUCUCAAUGCCACCGUGUACUACAACAAGAAGGUAAAACAAAACCAAAUUUAAAUUAGGCUUGAAAAUAAAUUAAACUGAAACUUCCCUGUGAAACAAAAAAAAACGAACAAACAGACAAACAAAAGGAUGAAAUUACAUAACGCCACAGUAAAGGGGG